Molecule: messenger RNA, 1678 nt
Organism: Lymnaea stagnalis (great pond snail)
Lineage: Eukaryota; Metazoa; Mollusca; Gastropoda; Lymnaeidae
Source: the annotation of a GenBank genome assembly
AUGGCGGCGGCCACCUCCGUGACUUGCUUGGUGUUGGUCCAGGGAAAGGAGGUCAAAGCACAGAGAAGGUUCUCAGGUCAAAACCAUAUGUCAUAGAAGCUUUGCGUGUGAUAUAGGGUUAGCGUGUUGAAGAUGGAAGGUUAUCUGGGCAAGUAAAUGUGUGAAACACACGUUAGAGUAGACAAGGCAAGAAGAAAGAUUUGAUAAGAUAAACAGAAAACAUGAAAGACAUUAGGAAUUGUUGAAAAGUGUCUGGGGGAUUGGGGGGGGGGAGGUGAAAUGUUGGAUAGUGAAAAUAUAAUUUGAUAAAAUACGUUUGAUACAAGGGAGGGAAAGCGAGAAGUUACAAAGAAGAGAAUCGUUAAUAGGUGUUGGAACGAGAGUUAAAAUAAGAAAAAAAAAUAAUAAAGUUGGGGGUUAAAUAUAUAUUAAAUAAAGAUAAAUAAAUAAAACAUGUGUCAAUCUUAUUUGUAAAAUAAGUUAGUUAAAAAUGAAAAAUUCUUAAGUAAAAAAAAAAAACAACUAAAAUUUUGAAAGAAAUGUUGAUUAUUAUGUUUUUUUGUUUUUCUACUUAAGUAAUUAUAAUAUUGAGCCCCUGGUAAGUAACUCAAAAGGCUCACCAAUUCCCUAAACUGUUGGAGUGUGUAUCUUGGACGCAUUUGAAGAAAGACCAUGUCUAGUUAAAUAAACAAUUACAUUUCUUUCACAAGUGUUCGGCUAUUUUGGAUUAAGGUCAACUGAUUACUGUAUCCAAAAAAAAAAAAAAAAAAUUAUAAACAAAGUUUUUUUUUUUUUUUUUUUUUUAAAAAAAAAAAAAAAGUAUAACCAAAGUUUUUUUGAUUUUUUUUUUUAAAUCCAAGUCUAAAUUCUAAACAUCGAAAAUCUCAUUCUUUCUUGUAAUACUUUAUGUGGCCAAUCGAAAGAGUUCAAAAAUAAUUUUCUAAGCCCUCUAAGUUUAGGUAAAAUUUUGCAGCCCAGGUAGCAAUACCUGUUGUUUGUUUGUAACGUUUUCAUUACUUUACACCUUGUCACUAACAACACCAUUCAGUUUCCUCUCACCUAUUUUAUGCAUUUUUUUUCUUUAAGCAGACAGUCUUCAGAUCCAACAGAGCCAGUACAGCGUCAGCGACUCAGCAGCAAUCGUUGAGUUUCAGAGUCAGAGGCGGCACUCGGAAUCCUCUGGUCAGUAUUCCCAGUGCAACGUCGACGCCGCGAUCACAAUCAGACGCCACAGCUCGCUCAGUAAACUCGAGGUUAAAAGCACACAGAGCUAUGCUAGGUUCAACCCUCUUGGGGUCAUGGGUUUCACCAGAGUUUUUCAACGAAACUCCUUAAACACUAAUGCGAGACAGUGCACACCAUCUCCUGGAAACAAGGAAUUGCCGAGGGUGGACCCGACAUCUAACGUCGAGUCUCAGACGAGGAGCAGCGAGGUGAAGAGGGCCAACCCCAUGCUGAGCCUUGCCAACAACUACGACGAGAACGUCAUGGGGAGGAACGAAUCCAGAGGCGUGAGGCGGAGCUCUAUCGUUCAGGCACUUCAGGCGCUGAAACGGAACUCCGGCAAGCGCCUCGGCACAAACCUCCAGGAGAAGGAAGGCGGCCUCCCGAAGGUGACGCCGCGAGUCAUCCGCAGAGCUUCCGUGCAAACCAGCGAGUCGAACGUUGUCAUCGCGAC